ACACGCUUCCCAGCAACAAGGUGCACUCUUGCAAAGAUGUUGAGAGUGUUGGUAUUGGUCUACUUGGUGUUUGAAGGGACAACCGUCAACACUACACCCAUUGGGGAUUCAAUCAAUGGGUUUGCAUUGGACUUGUACAAUGAGAUAUGUGGGAGCUUGGCUGGUUCAGAUAACGUGUUUUUGAGCCCGUUUAGUAUCUCAACUGCUCUUGCAAUGACAUACCUUGGAACUGCUGGAAAUACGGCAACAGAAAUGGCAACUGUUUUGAAGUAUCCACCAAAUGUGCACGUUCUGUUCAAGGCUCUUCUGACAACCAUAAAUGCACCGAAUGACAACUACACAUUGAACGCUGCAAACAAUCUAUUCCCACGAACAGGUUUUGCUAUUCUGUCUCAAUAUGUAACUGAUGUCAUGAACUUUUACUUUGCUACAAUAAAAGAGCUGGACUUUGCGGGACAGCCAGAACCUUCCAGGCAGUACAUCAAUGAAUGGGUCUCUAACAUAACAAUGGAAAAAAUACCUGAAUUGUUGCAAGUAGGUGAUAUCACCCCUUUAACUGUUCUUGUACUAGUGAAUGCUAUCUACUUCAAGGGAGAAUGGCAGAAUCCAUUCAACCCUGACCUCACAGCAAUAUCUGCCUUUAAUGUGACACCAACUCAGCAGAUUUCAGUUGCUAUGAUGUAUAACGUGAGCAUGUACAGAUACUUUGAAGACACAACACUAGAUGCUAAAAUAUUAGAAUUGCCGUACACAGGGGAGGAAGUAAGCAUGAUUAUUAUUCUACCAAAUCAACAAGAUGGCCUAGCUGACCUAGAAGCAAACCUAACAUUGAGUAAAUUAAAUGCUGCCAUCAAUAAUCUCUACGCCCCCUACACUGCAAAUGUAGUUAAUGUAUGGCUGCCAAAGUUCAAGAUUAAAUUCAGGUCUGAAUUAGGUGAACAUCUACAGGACCUUGGAAUGGUGGACGCAUUUAAUGCAGGUGCUGACUUCUCACCACUUUGUGGAUUAUGUAAUGUCAGAAUCAGCAAAGUUAUCCAUGAGGCAUUUGUAGAGGUGAACGAGGAGGGCACAGAGGCUGCGGCUGCCACAGCGGUCAUUAUCCUAAAAGGAGUUCCCCGUCCUAAAAUAUUCAGAGCAAACCAUCCAUUUCUCUUUCUGAUCCGUCACAAAAAAUCUGGCUCCAUAUUGUUCAUGGGACGUAUCACAUCACCAAAUGCAGAGGAAGAAGAAGAAGAGAGUUGUUUAACAAAGAAACCGUGUCCCAGACGAAAGGGGAAACUGCACAAAAAAUGUUGUGGUUGUCCAUAUAUGUUUAAGGAUCCAGUAACCAAGAAAAUUACAUUUCCCAUGAUUGUGUUGAAGAAGAACAGGGGAAAAGAUGUGUGUAGGGAAGCGUGCCUGAACAAGAAAUGUCUGAAAAUGUUCACUAAAAGAGGAUAGAACAAAGAAGAAUAUGUCAUUCUAG
Messenger RNA from Owenia fusiformis, 1465 nucleotides. The record is from the annotation of a GenBank genome assembly. Lineage: Eukaryota; Metazoa; Annelida; Polychaeta; Sabellida; Oweniidae.